AUUUACAACCACCUGCGGAAGGAAAACGGUCGGGUCAUGUCAAGCUUUGUACUUCACCCAUUGUUUAUCGCUCAACACCAGAUGACAAGCCUUCUAGAUGUGCCGGGAAUGGGAUUACGAAGAAGAAGUGAAGGCUGCCUUGUGGAACCGUUUCGAUCGAACUCGAUCUGCGAGGCCAAUGGAGGAAUUGGCAUCCAGAAACAGGAGAAGAGUUCAUCGCAGCUGACUGUAAGAAAUGGAGUUGAAGGGAAUUUGCUUGAAGUGCUGAGAAAAAAUUAUGAUAUCGUGACUGCUCUUGCUGACAUCGACUCGUCGGAGUUCGGACAUCGGUCGAGAUCUCGACAGAUGCGAGGCCCUGCUUCGCGCAUCGCUUCUCCUUCUCCAAAACCGUUGGUGGUUCGACCGAACACACUAUAUACAAAGGGAUGCUUCGAGUUUGAAAACUCAUCAUUGUCGUCAUCUGAUACAGAAAUCGAACCAACAGAAUCAGUUUGGAGUCGAUUACGGAGUGAAGCAAAGGAUUUUCUGCAUGAUAUCGCAGACGCUUUUGAAACCCAAAAUGAAGAACAAAAGCAAACUACGCCUGAUUCUCAGAAAUUAUCAGCGAUUGCCCUUCGGAGAGAUCUCAAACGAUGCUAUAGUUUUCUUCACCCUCUCGUCGAGGUCGGAGCGGCUUUGUACGAUACCCUAUUGUGGAAGAACCCUAUUAAUACCUUGCUUUUAGCUCUAGUGUACUCUUACUCGAUAGUGCGAGGAUGGACGGCUUCCUUAGUGCUAUUGCUUCUCUGGACACAGCUAUCUCUGAAUUAUCUCAAAGCAACCAAAAAUAUAGACAUUGGAUUGAACUUCCUUCCUCGUAAAGAGGUUGCAAUGCCCAAGUUUGACAUCUCAGGUGCUCAACUGAUAUUCGACGUAGCGAAAAUUGUACAAAAUUUGCUCAACUUUGCUGCCAAUCUUCUCGAAAAAAUACAUAGCCUGGUAACCUGGAAAGACGUUCGUGUAACUUUUGUGUUCUAUUGCUUAGUCAUCUACUGGUUGGUGUUAUCAAUGGUAUUCAACACCGGUACUUGCCUAGGAAUGUGCGGCCUCACGCUCGGUGUUCGCAUAUUCAUCACCACCUACCUCUUUCACCGCUUUCCUCGGUUACGAAAGCGACUCGACACUUAUGGCUGGUUUUAUCGCAAUCUCCCAAUGAAAACAGAUCGGGAUUUAGUGUCUGCUUCAAGCACAGAUGGAAACCUAGCUGCCAAUAAGACAGACACUAAGAUACACACUCCGCUGAGUCGACGUGCUGCUAUCCCAAGUGGGAUGUUUACAUCACGACUGGGAUCAAACUUCAAUCUGCUUGAUACCGGCUCACAACAAAACCUUCUUUCGCACCAGAAACCCAGAUCCAUGCUCGAUAUUGAUAAAAUUGCAAAGAAAGGCUCGGCACCGAAUCUACGAGCAAUGUGCAAGGAAUCCAGAGACUGCUACAGUGAACGCUCUAGCCCAGUCAUGCGCCCAAAAAAUCACUGGAACACAAAUGGAAACGAAGAAAGUUUCGAUCCCGUAGUACUUCCAGUACCUUCACAACCCCGGAUAGUCAAAUCGCCACUGGCACUUGUGCAUAGCGCACCCGCUCCUCCUCCACAAGAUCCUCCGCCACGCGAGAGGACAUCCCCGGAGAAAGACGAAGAAGAUGAUUUGACUGAAUCAUCUUCGCAGCUGUCUUUCUGUUCGAAUGCGGAUGACGACUCGAUACAAGAUGAUCCACUUCUGGACAAUGUGCUAGCUUAUCGAAGCUGUGUGAUGAACGAUAAAGAAAGAUCAUUUCCAAAGGCGAUCUCAUCUGGCAUACUCUACCUGACUGAAAAUGCCUUGGUCUAUCGUAGUAAAUCAACAGCUGAUGAUCGAGCUCCGACGAUAAUGCUUUUCACUGACAUAACUUCUAUAAAGAAGAUUCAAUCGCUACGGACGAUCAGUCUCCUUGCCGGUACAAGGAAAGCCCUGGAAAUCGAGAUGGAAGGAAGGCGAAAGCCUCUACAAUUCAUUGGACUUGCUCAACGAGACGACUUUUUCGAGAGAAUUGAGUCCGUCUGCACACGAAGCGACGCACAUAUUGACUUCAGCUGAAGUGUGGUCAACGCUGGUUUCAAUGAGUCUUCUCAAGCCUGUUAGUCAAAUCAGAAGAAAUUGUAAAUACAUUUGUGCCAUAUACACCAUGACUUUCAUGGACUUUCACGAUAUUGAGCAAAGGAAUAUCGUAUUAAUAACGGCCAGACCUUGAAUCGGGUUUAUGCAAUUCUGUAUAUAAAAUUCUCCGAUCUAGAGAAGCUACAAUCCAUGCAUGUAGGCUUGAAAUUUCACCUAAUUUCUAUACUGAUCAUAAAUGCUUGCCCAAAGACUUAAAUGCCCCUUACUGAUUUGCACUUCUCGCCUAGAAAGGUUUAGCGCCAAACAGUACUCUUCUUCAUUAUUUUCCUCACUUACAAUUUAUGAAAAGCACUUCUAAACUAUAGAAGGUUCAAAGCCUGCAGUUAGAGAGCAUAUUCCAUGGUGUAUGUACAUUAUGAUAAUGUCUGAUAAAGUGUUUAUACUUACGAAAAUCAACAGUGUGUACAACUUGUGUUAACUCGUAGAACAGAGAUUAUCGUCAAUAAAAAGGAUG
Messenger RNA from Cylicocyclus nassatus, 2650 nucleotides. Lineage: Eukaryota; Metazoa; Nematoda; Chromadorea; Rhabditida; Strongylidae. The record is from the annotation of a GenBank genome assembly.